UAAUGAACCGGCCCUGAAAACUGAAAAGCAUUUGAGCCGGUUUAUCAGCAACAGACCGGAAACGCGAUGCAGCAGAACUAAGAACCGGAAAAAAAAAUUCUCAAUGACUAAUUUGGAAGACGAAGAAGAACUAUGAUUCUGGUACAAAGUGGAUAUGAAAUCUGAAGUUUGCAGUUGCAUUAAAGUGGUGUAAAUUUGAGAGAAAUGAAGGCGGGGAGUGCUGCAAAGCUGAUUGUUGACGCGUUGCUUCAGAGGUUUCUUCCACUUGCCAGGCGUCGCAUUGAAACUGCUCAAGCUCAGGAUGGACAGUACCUUCGGCCAUCUGAUCCAGCCUACGAGCAAGUACUGGAUUCAUUGGCCAUGGUUGCACGUCACACACCUGUUCCUCUUCUGGAGGCCCUUCUAAGAUGGAGAGAAAGCGAAUCUCCUAAAGGUGCAAAUGAUGCAUCAACAUUUCAGAGAAAGCUUGCAGUGGAGUGCAUCUUUUGUUCCGCAUGUAUUCGCUUUGUGGAAUGUUGUCCACAAGAAGGGCUCACAGAGAAGCUUUGGAUGGGGCUUGAGAAUUUUGUAUUCGAUUGGCUUAUAAAUGCAGACAGAGUUGUUAGCCAGGUUGAGUAUCCUUCGUUGGUUGAUUUGCGGGGGCUUCUUCUGGACUUAGUUGCUCAACUCCUUGGCGCUCUAUCUCGGAUCAGAUUUAGCUCAGUGACAGAACGCUUUUUCAUGGAACUCAAUACCCGGCGUAUAGAUACUAAUGUUGCUCGCAGUGAAGCACUUAGUAUUAUAAAUGGGAUGCGCUAUCUGAAGCUAGGGGUGAAGACAGAGGGUGGACUGAAUGCUUCAGCUUCGUUUGUGGCUAAAGCUAACCCUCUGAAUCGUGCUCCUCACAAACGAAAAAGUGAACUUCAUCAUGCCUUAUGCAAUAUGCUAUCCAACAUCCUAGCGCCACUUGCAGAUGGUGGAAAGGGUCAAUGGCCUCCUUCAAGUGUAGAUCCUGCACUAACUCUAUGGUAUGAAGCUGUGGCACGAAUAAGGAUACAGCUCAUGCAUUGGAUGGAUAAACAGAGCAAACAUAUCUCUGUUGGCUAUCCUUUAGUGACGCUUCUUCUGUGUCUUGGUGAUCCACAUGUUUUUCUCAGUAAUUUUGGUCCUCACAUGGAGCAACUGUAUAAGCAUCUGAAGGACAAGAACCAUCGAUUCAUGGCCUUAGACUGCUUACAUCGUGUACUGAGAUUCUACUUGAGCGUUCACGGUGAUUCCCAGUCUCGAGAUUGCGUGUGGGAUUACCUUGACAGUGUGACAUCGCAGCUCCUUACAGUUCUCAGAAAAGGCAUGCUUACACAAGAUGUACAACAUGAUAAACUAGUCGAAUUCUGUGUGACUAUUGCUGAACAUAACAUUGAAUUUGCAAUGAACCAUAUGAUAUUGGAGUUAUUGAAGCAAGAUAGUCCAAGUGAAGCGAAAGUUAUUGGUCUUCGUGCUUUGCUUGCCAUUGUCAUGUCUCCUACCAGUCAGCAUGUGGGCUUGGAAAUUCUCCAUGUUCGUGGUAUUGGCCAUUUCAUCCCAAAAGUGAAGGCCGCAAUUGAGUCAAUUUUGAGAUCUUGUCAUAGGACAUAUAGCCAGGCUCUUCUUACUUCUUCAAGGACCACUAUAGAUGCUGUAACAAAAGAGAAAUCUCAGGGAUAUCUGUUCCGCUCAGUUCUGAAGUGCAUACCGUAUCUGAUUGAAGAAGUUGGCCGAAGUGAUAAAAUUACUGAGAUAAUACCUCAACAUGGCAUCAGUAUCGAUCCUGGUGUGCGUGAGGAAGCGGUGCAAGUACUCAAUCGGAUCGUGAGGUACCUUCCACAUCGUCGCUUUUCAGUUAUGAGAGGGAUGUCAAACUUCAUUCUACGCCUUCCAGAUGAGUUCCCUCUUCUCAUUCAGACUUCGCUGGGACGCCUUCUGGAGCUCAUGCGUUUUUGGAGAGCUUGUAUAGCUGAUGAUAAGGUGGAGUAUGAUGUUUCUGAUGCAAAGCGUGUGCAGAGAACGGAGGGAUUCAAGAAGUCUUCUUUCCAUCACUCUCAAGAAACAAUUGAAUUUCGUGCUUCUGAGAUAGAUGCAGUUGGUCUUAUAUUCCUUAGUUCAGUGGAUAGUCAGAUCCGGCACACAGCACUGGAGUUACUGCGCUGUGUUCGUGCUUUAAGAAAUGAUACUAGGGAACUCUCAUUGCAUGAGCGAUCAGAUCGUGUUUUGAAAGAUGAAGCUGAACCCAUAUUCAUAAUUGAUGUUUUAGAAGAGCAUGGGGAUGAUAUUGUUCAGAGUUGUUACUGGGAUUCGGGUCGUCCAUUUGAUCUGAGGCGAGAGUCUGAACCUGUACCCCCUGAUGUUACUCUCCAGUCUAUACUCUUUGAGAGCCCUGAUAAGAACAGAUGGGCCCGCUGUCUGAGCGAGCUUGUCAAGCAUGCAGCGGAGUUGUGUCCAAGUUCUGUUCAGGAAGCAAAAUUGGAAGUUAUUCAGCGGCUUGCUCAUAUAACGCCUGCUGAGUUGGGAGGAAAGGCUCAUCAGUCACAGGACACUGACAACAAGUUAGAUCAAUGGUUGAUGUAUGCUAUGUUCGCAUGCUCAUGUCCAUCUGAUAGUAGAGAAGGUGGUGGUUCGGCAGCAAUAAAAGAACUUUUCCACCUCAUCUUCCCGUCCCUAAAGUCUGGUUCUGAAGCAAAUAUACAUGCAGCUACAAUGGCUCUGGGCCACUCCCAUCUUGAAAUAUGCGAAGUCAUGUUUAGUGAGCUUGCAUCUUUCAUUGACGAGGUCUCUCUGGAGGCAGAAGGAAAACCAAAAUGGAAGAGCCAAAGGUCCCGCAAGGAAGAACUUCGUGUCCACAUUGCAAAUAUAUACCGUACAGUUUCUGAAAACAUCUGGCCUGGAAUGCUUAGUAGGAAGCCUGUUUUCCGCCUACAUUAUUUGAAGUUCAUAGAAGAAACAACCAGACAGAUAUUAACAGCGUCUGCUGAGAGUUUCCAGGAGAUGCAACCCCUCCGCUAUGCACUUGCUUCUGUACUGAGAUCUCUGGCCCCUGAAUUUGUUGAUUCAAAAUCAGAGAAGUUUGACAUUAGAACUAGGAAGCGACUUUUUGAUCUUCUGCUCUUCUGGAGCGAUGACGCUGGCAAUACAUGGAGCCAAGAUGGUGUUAAUGAUUAUCGACGUGAAGUAGAACGAUACAAGUCUACUCAGCACUCUCGAUCAAAAGAUUCUAUAGACAAACUCACAUUUGAUAAAGAACUGAAUGAACAGGUAGAAGCCAUCCAAUGGGCUUCCAUGAAUGCAAUGGCUUCACUGUUGUAUGGACCCUGCUUUGAUGACAAUGCAAGAAAGAUGAGUGGCCGUGUAAUAUCUUGGAUAAAUAGUCUUUUCAUCGAGCCUGCACCAAGGGCACCCUUUGGUUAUUCACCUGCUGAUCCAAGAACUCCAUCUUAUUCAAAGUACACUGGUGAAGGUGGCAGAGGAACAACUGGUCGUGAUAGGCACAGAGGAGGUCAUCUUCGAAUAUCUCUAGCAAAAUUAGCUUUAAGAAAUCUUCUUAUAACAAACUUGGACCUGUUUCCUGCUUGCAUUGAUCAGUGCUACUACUCCGAUGCUGCAAUUGCAGAUGGCUACUUCAGUGUGCUAGCUGAAGUCUAUAUGCGUCAAGAGAUUCCAAAAUGUGAAAUACAGAGACUCUUAAGUCUGAUCCUCUACAAGGUGGUGGAUCCUUCCCGACAGAUUCGUGAUGAUGCCCUCCAAAUGCUUGAAACACUUUCUGUGCGUGAAUGGGCUGAUGAUGGGAUGGAGGGGUCUGGAAGCUACAGAGCUGCUGUAGUUGGGAACCUUCCAGAUUCAUAUCAACAGUUCCAAUAUAAACUUUCUUGUAAACUUGCUAAAGAUCAUCCUGAACUGAGCCAAUUGCUUUGUGAAGAAAUUAUGCAGAGGCAGCUUGAUGCUGUUGAUAUAAUUGCACAGCAUCAAGUCCUCACCUGCAUGGCUCCAUGGAUUGAGAAUCUCAAUUUCUGGAAACUCAAGGACUCUGGCUGGAGUGAGAGAUUAUUGAAAAGUCUCUAUUAUGUGACUUGGAGACAUGGUGAUCAGUUUCCUGAUGAAAUUGAAAAGCUUUGGAGCACAAUUGCUAGCAAACCCAGGAACAUAAGUCCAGUUUUGGAUUUUUUGAUUGCAAAAGGGAUUGAGGAUUGUGAUUCAAAUGCAUCUGCAGAAAUAAGUGGUGCGUUUGCUACAUAUUUCUCUGUUGCUAAAAGGGUUGGUUUAUACUUGGCUCGUAUCUGCCCCCAACGUACUAUUGAUCACCUGGUUUAUCAACUAGCUCAGCGUAUGCUCGAGGAUAACAUAGAGCCUCUGAGGCCUAGUGCAAACAGAGAUGGUAAUGGAAACUUCGUACUGGAAUUCUCUCAGGGGCCGUCUGUUGCUCAAGUUUCAUCAAUUGUAGACAACCAACCUCACAUGUCGCCUUUAUUAGUUCGUGGGUCUCUUGAUGGUCCUCUAAGAAACACAAGUGGGAGCUUGAGCUGGAGAACAGCAGCAGUUGGGGGCCGAAGUGCCUCGGGCCCCUUGAGUCCUAUGCCUCCCGAGUUGAAUAUUGUUCCUUUAACUGCUGGUCGGUCUGGCCAACUUCUUCCAUCACUGGUGAACAUGUCAGGACCAUUAAUGGGAGUACGGAGUUCAACAGGAAGCCUGCGAAGUCGCCAUGUCUCGAGAGACAGUGGAGAUUAUCACAUUGAUACUCCAAAUUCCGGGGAGGAAGGAUUGCACUUGGCGGCUGGAACACAUGCUGUUAAUGCAAAAGAACUUCAAUCAGCAUUGCAAGGUCAUCAGCAGCACCUACUCACUCAUGCAGACAUAGCCUUGAUUUUACUUGCUGAAAUUGCCUAUGAGAAUGAUGAAGAUUUCCGGGAGCAUUUACCUUUGCUCUUUCAUGUCACUUUCGUCUCCAUGGAUAGUUCAGAGGAUAUUGUCUUGGAGCAUUGUCAGCACCUUCUUGUUAAUCUGUUGUAUUCCCUUGCUGGGCGCCACUUGGAAUUGUAUGAUGUUGAAAAUAGUGAUGGAGAGAACAAGCAGCAAGUAGUGAGCUUGAUAAAGUAUGUUCAAUCUAAGCGAGGUAGCAUGAUGUGGGAGAACGAGGACACUACAGUUGUCAGAACAGAACUGCCAAGUGCAGCACUCUUAUCUGCUUUAGUGCAGAGCAUGGUGGAUGCUAUCUUUUUCCAAGGAGAUCUACGGGAAACUUGGGGAGCAGAGGCACUUAAAUGGGCUAUGGAAUGCACAUCAAUACACCUGGCCUGCCGCUCACACCAGAUAUAUCGUGCACUGCGGCCUCAUGUAACUAAUGAUGCUUGUGUAUCCUUGCUACGGUGCCUUCACAGAUGCUUGAGUAACCCAGUACCGGCUGUUCUAGGUUUUGUUAUGGAGAUCUUGUUGACAUUACAGGUGAUGGUGGAGAAUAUGGAGCCAGAAAAGGUGAUAUUAUAUCCACAGCUUUUCUGGGGUUGCGUUGCCAUGAUGCAUACAGACUUCGUUCAUGUGUAUAGUCAGGUGCUGGAACUCGUUUGUCGUGUAAUUGAUCGCUUAUCAUUCCGAGAUAGAACAACUGAGAAUGUGCUUCUUUCAAGCAUGCCCAGAGAUGAGCUUGAUUCAAAUGUUGGUGAUAGUUCUGAUUUCCAACGUAUGGAAUCACGGAAUGCUAGUGAGCCAUUACCCUCCACUGCAAAGGUUCCAGUGUUUGAAGGAGUGCAGCCACUGGUUCUUAAAGGCCUUAUGUCAACAGUCAGUCAUGGUGCUUCCAUUGAAGUUCUAUCGAGGAUCACUGUGCCCUCAUGCGAUUCAAUCUUUGGUGAUGCAGAAACACGCCUACUAAUGCACAUAACAGGCUUACUUCCCUGGCUCUGCUUACAGCUUAACCAGGAUGCGGUGGUCGGUCCUGCUUCACCACUCCAUCUCGAGAAUCAAAAGGCUUGCUCUGUUGCAACCAAUAUCGCCGUCUGGUGUCGAGCAAAAUCAAUAGAUGAAUUGGCUACUGUGUUCAUGGCUUACUCCCACGGUGAGAUCAAAAGUAUAGAACACCUUCUAGCUUGUGUUUCACCAUUACUAUGCCAUGAAUGGUUCCCUAAGCACUCAGCUCUAGCAUUUGGGCACCUCCUCCGUCUUCUUGAGAAGGGGCCAGUUGAAUAUCAGCGUGUCAUACUUCUUAUGCUGAAGGCAUUGCUUCAGCAUACUCCGAUGGAUGCUGCUCAAAGUCCACAUAUGUAUGCAAUUGUAUCUCAGUUGGUAGAGAGCACUUUGUGUUGGGAGGCACUCAGUGUAUUGGAAGCCCUUCUGCAGAGCUGUAGCUUACCCGGAUCACAUCCGCAUGAGCUGGGACAAUUUGAGAAUGGACUUGCUGCCGCUGAAGAGAAGAUUCUUGCACCUCAGACCUCAUUUAAGGCUCGAAGUGGGCCAUUGCAGUUUGCAAUGCUCGGACUUGGAGCUGGUUCAACACCAGUAGCCCAACCUAGUGCAUCUGAAUCUGGUUUGUCAGCUAAAGAAUUAGCACUGCAAAACACGAGGUUGAUGCUAGGGAGAGUACUUGAUAGUUGUGCACUUGGACGAAGGAGAGAUUAUAGAAGACUGGUUCCUUUUGUAACUAGUACUGGAAAUUCAUAGAAGUCUAUUUUGCACAUUAGUUUGGUAGCACAAUGUUUGAAUAUCCACGAGCAGGGUUUUGUAAAUAGGUGCAGUCCCUAUUGCAUUUUGUAAAGUUAUUUAGGCUCCUUUAUUCUGAAUGCAUUAAAGCUAGUCUUGUUUCAGCGUCUAA
Messenger RNA from Capsicum annuum, 6811 nucleotides. Its product is annotated as protein furry homolog-like. Gene Ontology annotation, biological process: cell morphogenesis. The coding region runs from base 205 to 6660 and encodes 2151 amino acids. The transcript is spliced from 18 exons. The record is from RefSeq and is a predicted model, not a curated record. Gene Ontology annotation, cellular component: site of polarized growth; cell cortex. Lineage: Eukaryota; Viridiplantae; Streptophyta; Magnoliopsida; Solanales; Solanaceae.